UUAAACUCUAAUUAAAACUACGAUUCUGUUCUCCGUGUACUGCAUCACGUGGUUACAAUGGCGGCUGCUUUUCUAUAUAUAAGACUUGGGAAACGGUUCUGUGUUUCAGGGAGCGUAUAACGUUAGCACUUGAAGACAACCGUGUUUUAAACACGGUUUUAAGAGAGCCCCGCCUCAGCGGUACUUCAUCAUGGCGGACUCCAGCGUCAACAGCCUGACAUCCCUUGCCCGUGCGUUGUCACAAUCAAAACUGGAUCAGAUAGAAAGUAAUGAUGUCAGCCCUCCACGAAGUAUUCAGCUUCAUCCGUGCCGAAGGAGAAAGUUGACGAGCUGCGCCUCAAUUGAGUCCCUUGAGCAGGCGACUUCACCUUCCGCCAUCGAGGCGCGAGUCCUGGUUAUUAACACCGGAGGAACCAUCGGGAUGACCCUUCACGACAACGUGCUUGCACCAAAAGCCAAUGCUUUCGGGAAGAGCUUGUGCAAGUUGCCUAUCCUACACGAUGAGACGUAUGCCCAGCUCACCAGCCUGUAUGACUACUAUUCAUCUGAGAACACCUUGGUCCUGCCGCUGAGUAAAGACAAUAAGAGGAUAAUCUACACAAUAUUAGAGUACAGCCCUUUGCUAGACUCCUCCAAUAUGACCACAGACGACUGGGGUAGAAUUGGAAUGGACAUUGAGAAAAACUACGAAGACUUUGAUGGUUUUGUGAUCCUUCAUGGCACAGACACUAUGGCUUACACAGCCUCUGCCCUGUCCUUCAUGUGUGAACAUUUGGGCAAACCAAUCAUUCUCACUGGCUCGCAGGUACCUAUCUAUGAGAUGAGGAAUGAUGGCAGAGACAACCUGCUGGGAGCGCUGCUGAUUGCUGGCCAGUUUGUCAUUCCUGAGGUGUGUCUGUAUUUCUACAACAAACUCUACAGAGGGAACCGUGUGACCAAGGUGGAUGCUGGGAGUUUUAACGCAUUCUCCUCUCCUAACUUGGCUCCUCUGGCCACUGCUGAAGUGGAUAUUACAAUCAACUGGGAUACAGUGUGGAGGGCAAACACCACAGCAAAGUUUCAAGUCAGCACUGAGCUGAACAGGAAUGUAGGCCUGCUCAGGCUGUUCCCAGGAAUCACUGCUGCUACUGUGAGGGCUUUCCUCCAGCCGCCCAUGCAGGGUGUGGUCCUGGAGACCUACGGCAGUGGAAAUGCCCCUGAUAACCGUCCUGACCUGUUAGAGGAGCUGAAGAAGGCCACUGACUCUGGGGUCAUCAUCAUCAACUGCACCCAGUGUCUGAGGGGGACUGUGUCUGCAUCUUACGCCACCGGCAAAGUGUUAAUGGAUGCAGGGCUGAUAGCUGGUAGAGACAUGACUCCAGAGGCUGCCCUAUCAAAGCUGUCUUACGUAUUGGCCAAGAAAGAGCUUGAUCUAGCUGCCAAGAAAAAGAUGAUGGCUCAGAACCUGCGAGGUGAGAUGAGUGCUGACUUAGCAGGAGCCAAGCUCUGUCUGAGCGACAGCCGUUUCAUCCAGGUCAUUGCCAAGUCUCUGAGCAUCAGCUGCAAGGAGGUGAGG
Molecule: messenger RNA, 1555 nt
Organism: Micropterus dolomieu (smallmouth bass)
Lineage: Eukaryota; Metazoa; Chordata; Actinopteri; Centrarchiformes; Centrarchidae
Product: 60 kDa lysophospholipase-like
Exons: 10
Biological process (GO): amino acid metabolic process
Molecular function (GO): asparaginase activity
Source: RefSeq, a predicted model, not a curated record